This is a messenger RNA of Pangasianodon hypophthalmus (striped catfish), 6727 nucleotides long. It is a transcript of the gene brd4, whose product is annotated as bromodomain containing 4. The coding region runs from base 1205 to 5881 and encodes 1558 amino acids. Lineage: Eukaryota; Metazoa; Chordata; Actinopteri; Siluriformes; Pangasiidae. Gene Ontology annotation, biological process: chromatin remodeling; positive regulation of transcription elongation by RNA polymerase II. The transcript is spliced from 21 exons. Gene Ontology annotation, cellular component: nucleus; chromatin. The record is from RefSeq and is a predicted model, not a curated record.
GACAUGCGUGAAAGCAAGCUACGCUGUUUACGUUGCGUAACCUGCCUCCGUCUGAGCGCGCGGUGCGUAACAAAGCGCGCGGGUUUCUUUUCGGGAAUGUCAGCGACACUACGCAAUAUAUUUCCACAAUAAUUGCGUAGGCUCGCGUUUAUCUAAACUAAACGGCCUUUUUUAAAAAGAAUGGCAUCUUUUUACAUUUGUGAUUACGUUUCUAUUCUGACGUUCAGCUCCAAAAUCGUACUGUAUACUACCGUACUAAACUAAAUAGCAUGGAGAAUGUCAACACAGUUCAUACGCCACAGCGUUCGUUCUUCGUAGUACAGUAGUAUGCAGUCAGGCUGAAUCCCAAAUAACGACAUGCUCCCUAUUUGAGUGCACUACGUCCUCUGUUUCCGUGUAUGCAUUGUUUCUACGUCCUUCCUAGUGCCCUAGGUGUCCAUUUGUGAUUCCGCCACCCCUGCCGUGUCAAACCGUAGCCGGUCAAGCUAACGUUAGUUAGCUCGGCGAAAAAAUAAGUACAGCGCAGACGUUAUUGCCGCUUUUUUGUUGCCUUGUUAUUAUUAUUGAUGUUUUAACUGCGUUUUGUGUUGGCGUAUGAUUAAAUAUAGAACACAAAUAUUAAGUAUCUAUGUACGCCGUUGACCACAAGUGCUGCUAACUGGGCGCUUGAGAAUAAGGACUCCGAGGCUGUAACGCAGUGGUCGCCAUUUUGUGCGCUACCCGGAGGACCGGAGAGAGAGAGAGAGAGAAUAACGUUUUCAGUUUAAUAGGCGGAAAUAUCAUUAGUAGUGAUCUCCUGAUCGGGCGUGUGUGAGAUCAUCCACUCGUCCUCCCUCCGAUCGGCUGACGUUUCUCUGGUUGUGGACGAGAGCAGCUCCUCUGCUGAGUGCUGCUGGGGGAUCAUGAGCGCACUCAGAUAGGGAGGGGAGGGACUCCUGACCUAAGCAUGCAAACAGGAGCUCUCUUUUCGGGACUUCUCUCAGGACUUAAAAUCUUCACUUCUCUCAGGAUUAUUGUGGACUUCCUGUGGAUUUAAAAUGUGUUCGGCACAGUGGAUCUCGGGACACAUUUAUCUGAACUGGAGAUUUGAAAGCUAGCUGUUCUCAUGUUUUGGGAUUAGAGCAGUCCAUUUAAAAAAAAAAAAGUUUUCAGCCUCUUUUUUUUGUUCCUUUCGGUUUUGUUUUUUGGAGACAGGAACCUAUAAAUGGAUUACAAGAUGCAUUCCAAGUCCAAUGAUUUGCUGGAUUUUCAGACACUGGAUGCCCUUUUGGAAAAAAUUGCACAUUAUUCAGCAGCUGUAAAAAGAGAUCCCAGCGAGGAGUGCAAUGGAAUCGGCGGCACUCUCCCUGCAGAGGCCGCGCCCGGCUCGAGGCUGAACGAGUGGUGUCCCGUGGCCCCUCCUCCUCCUCCUCCACCUCCACCUGCCCCGGUGCCUGUGCUCCAUCCAACCAGUAUGGGUGACGGUCUGGACGCCGCACCGAUGUCAGGGAGCAGCAGCAGCAGUCAGGGGCAGCCCCAGCCCCAGUCUCAACCCGCUCAUACCUUCAACCCCCCUCCCCCAGAGGUCGCCAAUUCAUCACGGCCAAAGCGCCAGACCAACCAGCUGCAAUAUCUGCUCAAGGUGGUGCUCAAGACACUGUGGAAGCACCAGUUCUCAUGGCCCUUCCAGGCUCCCGUAGAUGCCGUCAAGCUUAACCUGCCUGACUAUUACAAGAUAAUUAAAAACCCUAUGGACAUGGGAACAAUCAAGAAACGGCUUGAGAACAGUUACUACUGGAACGCCCAAGAAUGUAUUCAAGAUUUCAACACCAUGUUUACCAACUGCUACAUCUACAAUAAGGCAGGGGAUGACAUAGUCUUAAUGGCCGAGGCACUGGAGAAACUGUUCCUCCAGAAAAUUUCGGAAAUGCCUCAGGAGGAGAACGAGAUUGCAGUCAUGACUCCCAAGGGCCGUGGUCGGGGCAGGAGGGACCCAGGGUUGAGCUUGAAGCCCCCCGGACCCGGCUUGGAUUCUCCGUCGACAACCCCUCAGACUCGUGGCAUUUCCAAUCACGGACCAGGGCCACAGACUAGAGGACCCGUACCAGGUCCUCCAGCUCUCCCUCCGCAGGUGGUUCUGCAGCAAGCUCUACCCCCUCGAGUUCCCCCUACGAUCCCUCAGCUGGCUCCGCCCUUUCCACUCGGCCCUUCAGACUGCAACCCUCCGAGCACCAUCAUGACCUCGGUGCCUCCCCCGACCCAGACUGCCCUUCCUCCCAUGCCCAUUCAACAGAGUCCUGCACCGAUGCUUCAGAGCGUCAUGCCUAAAGUGAGUCCUCAGAGAAUAAAGAGAAAAAGCCAGAAGAGGAAAGCAGACACGACGACCCCCACCGCCAACGACCAGCUGAGCGAGUCCUCUCCUGCCGAGUCCAAGUCGGGAAAGACUCUCCCUCGGCGAGAGAGCGUACGGCCGUCUAAACAGCCCAAGAAAGAAGCGCCGGAUUCCCAGCACCACCUCGGCUACAGCGCGCCCGCUGGCCCCAACAGCCCCAAACUGCUGGAGCAGCUGCGCUACUGCGCCGGCAUUGUGAAGGAGAUGUUCGCUAAGAAGCACGCCGCUUACGCAUGGCCUUUCUACAAACCGGUGGAUGUGGAGACUCUGGGACUGCAUGACUACCAUGACAUCAUCAAACACCCCAUGGACCUCACCACCAUCAAGGAGAAGUUGGACAGCAGACAGUACAGAGACGCGCAGGAGUUUGCUGCAGACGUGCGGUUAAUGUUCUCUAACUGCUACAAGUACAACCCUCCAGAUCACGAGGUUGUGGUGAUGGCACGCAAGCUGCAGGACGUGUUUGAGAUGCGGUUUGCUAAGAUGCCGGAUGAGGCCGAGGAGGUCUUUACCCCUGCUCCUGCCGCCGUGCUGCAUCCUGCGGCCCCUGUGAAGCCCCAGCCGCCCAUCGCCGCCGCCUCGUCCUCCGACAGCUCCAGCGACUCCUCGUCCGAGUCGGAAUCCUCCACCGAUGAUUCAGAGGAGGAGAGAGCUCAGAGGCUGGCGGAGCUCAAGGAGCAGCUCAAGGCGGUCCACGAGCAGCUGGCAGCCCUGUCUCAGCCCCAGACCAGCAAACCAAAGAAGAAAGAGAAGGACAAGAAGGAAAAGAAGAAGGACAAGCACAAAAAGAAAGCCAUCCCAGGACUGGACGAGAUCCUCGAGCCUCCUCCUGCUCUCCCAACGUCGAAGAGCAAGAACAAGAACAACAAAGAUCCUCAGCCCAAGAAGACCAAGAAGCCAAGUAAGAAGGAGGGCAUAAAGAACAACCGCUCCAUUCCUCCCCCUGGCACCGCACCUCCCACCUUGCAGCCUGUGCCUGGCCUCGACCCUGUGGAAGAGCUGACUCUGGGAGGGGCGCCAGGAUCCGCAGGCUUGGUGACUGCUGAGAAGUGUAAGCCCAUGUCCUAUGAGGAGAAGAGGCAGCUGAGCCUCGACAUCAAUAAGCUGCCAGGGGACAAGCUGGGACGCGUGGUCCACAUCAUUCAAUCCCGCGAACCUUCGCUCAAAAACUCUAACCCAGACGAGAUCGAGAUCGACUUUGAGACGCUAAAACCUUCCACACUGCGGGAGCUGGAGAGAUAUGUUUCAUCCUGUCUCCGCAAGAAGAAGAAACCUCCAGAAAAGACCAUGGAGACUAAGCCGAAAGGCUCGUCUUCAGACUCGGGGAGCAGCAGUGAGUCGAGCUCGUCUGACAGCGAAGACUCGGAGUCAGGAAUGGCCUCUAAAUUGAAGAAGAGAGGUCACUCUGUUAAAGAGGGGAAGAAAGGCCACCACCCGGUGAUAGCGCCAGGUAUCGUCCAGCCCCCGAUGCCCCUCCAGCCCCAGGCUCCGGUCUUACAGCCCACUGCUCAGCUAAAACAACAACAACAACAACAACAACAACAGCAGCAGCAGCAACAGCAACAGCAGCAGCAGCAGCAUCCGUCUCCUGCAGCGUACAUGGCUCCUCCGGUCACGGGGCUGGAGUCGUCCCAGAUGCUCGAGAACACGUAUGACUCUUUGCCACACUUCGGACAGCCCCUCAUGCACAUGCCCCACCACGCCAAUGACUCGUCCUCUCCUGCCCCGCCUCACCUCAACGCUCACACAGCAAGUGGCCCUGGGUCACCUGACACGCACCCCUUCUUAAACCAGCACCCCAUCCUCCCAUCCCCAGCACUGCACAACGCUAUGCCUCAGCAGCCUUCACGUCCCAGCAACAGAGCAGCGCCGCUCCCCGCCAAACCUCCACAGCCCACGCCUCCCCAGCAGCCCCUGCAGCUCCAGCCCCAGCAGCCCCCUCAACCCCCGCAGCACAUCUCUCACCACCUCCUGCACCCCCCUCAGCCCAUCCGCCAAAGGCCGCUGUCCCCUCCUACGCUCACCCCGCAGGGCCUGCUCUCCUCACAGCCUCCUCAGUUGCUGCUGGAGGAUGACGAGGAGCCAGUGCCCACCAUGCCCCUCAACCAGGUCCUGUACCUGCAGCACCUGCAGCAGGGUCGACAACAACAGCAACAACAGCAACAGCAGCAGCAGCAGCAGGUCCCGCUCAUGCAGACUCUCCAGGGCCGUCAGUCACAGCCACAGAGCCAGGCUUCCCUGCUGCAGACGGUGCAGGUGCAGUCACAGCUGCCUGUGCAGACGCAGCUGCCUGUCCCAACUCAGCCCCAGGCUGCUCCAGCGCACCAGCCCUCGCCGCAGAUGCCCCAGCACGCACCCAGACACAUGCAGCAAUCGCAGAGCCAGCAGCAGCAGCAACAACAGCAGCAGCUGGCUUUCUCACAAGGCCCAGUGCAGACCACGCAGACGCAGCCAGCGCAGCACAAGGUGGCCAUGACUCCCAAUAAAGCGCAGCAGCAGAUUAUUCAGCAACAGCAGCAGCAGCAUCCUUCUCCACGUCAACACAAACCUGAUCCCUACAGCGCAGGGCACCUGAGGGAGAACCCUUCUCCUCUUAUGAUGCAUUCCCCUCAGAUUUCCCAGUAUCCUCCUGUAGUCCAUCCGUCUCCUCCACAAAACCUCCAGCCCAAAAAGGAGCCGCAGCGAGGGCCACCAGCUCUCGGGCCACUGAAGGAGGAGAAGCAGCCGCCUUCACCUGUGAUGAGGAGCGAGUCCUUCAGCCCGCCCAUACGACAGGAACCACACAAACAACCUGAGAGCAAGACACACAUGCCAGGCCAUGGCCAGCAGAGGCCAGACAUGAAGCCUUUGGACACUUCUCGCCCCGUAAUCCGCUCCUCAGACCAGAGCGGUCCACCGCCCACCAUGCCGGACAAGGACAAGUUCAAACAGGAGCCCAAGACUCCUGUGGCUCCUAAAAAGGUACAGGAUGUGAAGCUGAAGAACAUGGGCUCGUGGGCCAGCCUGGCGCAGAGGUCCACAUCUACGCCGUCCUCCGCCGUGAAAUCGAGCAGCGACAGCUUCGAGCAGUUCCGCCGUGCAGCCCGGGAGAAGGAGGAGAGGGAGAAAGCGCUGAAGGCUCAGGCCGAGCAGGCUGAGAAGGACCGGCUGCGCAGAGAGCAGGAGAAACAGCGGGGUCGUGAUGAUGAAGAUUCGAUGGAGGUGGCUCGAAGGCCCCAUGAGGAGCAGCGGAGGCGCUCGGAGCACCAGCAGGCCCAGGCUCCUCCGCCACAACAGCAGCACCAGGCCCCGUCCCAAACACCGAACCAACAGCCCCAGACGCCGUCCGCCACGCAGCCAUCACAGGCUCCCCCUCAGUCUCCGGCCUCCAGCCAGAGCGCCCUUGACCAGCAGAGAGAGAUAGCACGUCGCCGCGAGCAAGAGAGGAGGAGGAGAGAGGCGAUGGCAGCUACCAUUGACAUGAAUUUCCAAAGUGAUCUGAUGGCUAUCUUCGAGGAGAACUUGUUUUGAAAUGCACGAGGAGGCACGAGAGACUGCAAAAAAAACAAAACAAAAACAAAACAAAACCGAUAACGGAUUCCUCUGCAUAGAGAAAAACGGACUGAUGAAGCAGUAAGGGAAUUUAAAAAAAAAAUAAUAAAAAGACCCCAACUGAGAGCAUGAGAAAAGCGCCGCAGAGGCAGAGAUGGCACUGGGCGAGCUGAGGCCUUGACAGGACGCCCCCUGUAGCCUUAGCGGGGGAAAAAAGAGAGACCCUCGAGCUGGGACAUCAUUGCCUCUCUGGCAUUAUUCCUGGAUUUAAACCCAUAUAAGUAGCAGGAAGGAGAAGACGUUUCCUUGGGGCACUCUUUCGCACGUGUGGGAGCAACGCUUUGGACCUUGAUAUCAGUGGAAGUAUAUCUAAGUGACAGCAGUUUAAACGUACUGAUUUACCCGUAGUAGGUUGUUCAUCAACUGCCAGAUGUGUGAGGGGUAUUGGUUUUUUUUUUUUUUUUUUUUUUUUUUUUUUCUCCUUUCACUUUUUUCUUUUUUUUCUUUUCUUUUUUUUUUUUUUUUUAAAAAAACACAAGCAAGCGAUUUAUGCUAACAACUCAUGAUCAUAGCGUGGUAUCUCAGGUGAGGAGGAGGUACAUGCCAACCUCACCAUACACAACAUUCACCAACCAGGGGUAUGAACAACAACAACAAAAAAUACACCCAAACACACAAGUGUUAUCACUUUCUUUUCUUUGUUUUUCCAUUAUGUAGGAUCUACUGUAAAAAAAAUUUCUUAUUUUCAUAAAGAUUACUGUUGUGUUUUUUUUUCUUUUCUUUUCUUUUUUUUUUUUUUUUUUUUUUUGAACCUUCUUAACAACA